UAACAUACCAUGAGGUUUUAUCUAAAAUGUAUGGUUUUCAGCUCGUUUUCACCACACAUUUAAUACUUAAUUUUAACGGCCUUGUGUUCAUAGCGCAUUGGCUUUAUAGCAAAGUAGCAUUUCAUUUAAACACAACCCAAGAGCACAGUAGGUGUACAUAUGACUUAACUAUAUGGCGAGAAUACUUAGUCAUUGAUAGUAGUGUACCUACAUUUGUCCACUAUCUCCUCUGGUACGGUGGUACAUUUUCAACAAAUCAGUGUAUAUAUAUAUAUUAUAUACCGCCUAGAAGAAAUGCCAGUUCUCUGGCGUAUAAGCUUCGUGCAUGGUCCGUACUAAUAUAUACCGUAUUCAUGUUGGAUGAUAAGGAGUGAUGCAUGAUUAACAUGUCCCAAUUUCAACAUGACCCAACAGUCAUUUCUUCAGAGGUUUAUGUGUACGUAGGUCAAUAUAAUCUUGCUGCACAUCCACGUCACCUUAUUCCACCACAGCUCAGCGAAUGUGCGUCGCCUGCAAAUGUGUUACCUACUUGCUCAUUCAACAAGGUUGCUGCGGAGAAAUAUCGCUGAAAGGGGACAAUCACGACAGAAGAGGAAUAAGUCUCCAGCCACUUUAUCUGGCAGGUCUCCAGCAUAAGAGAACGUGCUCAGCGCUUCUUAUUUUCGGAAAACAUGGAACUCAUCGUCUGGUUUGCCUUUAGUGUGAGUCGGUUCUUUGUCCACUCCCUACAGAACUUAUGGUGGAGAUACAAUGGCAUUACCAACACUCUGAAACUAACCCGGGCCGGAGAGUUGUACGAACAAUCCGCACAUAUUUUAGAUAUUCACUGGAGAUACAAAUGGGACGUCAUUCCGCCAACGGAGAAAUGCAGAUUCAUUGCUACCCACAAUCGCUUCGAACAUCCACGGUGUAUUCUAGCAGACGUCGUUUCUCUGAUUUACCUUGAUGAAAACGAGGCUCUUUUUGUCGAGACCCCACCCAACGUUGAUAUUUACAAUUCGGAUACCAAUCCCUUUGUAUAUAUGGCACAAUAUAAAUAUGCUAUCCGUUUAAUAGUAUUGCCAAUGGCAUCGUUUCACAAAAUUGCAGACGAAAUCGGUGAUCCAAAAACUGAUGUUCUUCUGCUUUCAAAUACAGGCCGAUGCGGUUCUACGGCAGUCACACAAAUUCUUGAGUCAGUGCCUGGUGUCUUAGCAAUGAGCGAACCAGAUGGUUUCACUUGUCUUCAAAAUGUGAUAAAAACGGUACAUCACGAGAAAGUCGACAGAUACGUACAGAGCGUGACACGAGUCACGUGUAAACCCUUAUCGAGCAACCCACGUCUUAUUUGUAUUAAAACCAGAUCUAUGUGUUUUUUACAUGCCGAUAAAGUGGCAAACAUCGCACCCGGCAUCAAGCAUUUAUUUCUGUACAGGGACGGGAAGGCGACCAUCCAGUCCUUUUACCACGCCUUCGGAAACGCACCAACUUUCACAUUUUGGCAUAGCAUGCUUACAAGUCGCCUUGCUCAUUGCAUAGUCCCAAAGCAGAGUCGGCAUUUGUGGAACUGGUUCAUUGACAUCGAAACCUACCCAGAGAUAAAUGACAAGGAAUUGAUGCUUCGGUCAUCAGUCGUUGGAAUCCUUGUGGGACACUGGUCGUGCUUGUGCGGAGCGUACAAGCGUUUCAAAGCCUCCGGUAUGGCGGUAAAGGCCUUUAAGUACGAGGACAUACUCGAGAAUCCCCGCCACGCAUGCGAGAGUUUAUUGGCAUACUGUGGAUUACCCAUGGAAUAUGCUGGGACCGCCUGUAAGGCCCUAAGCAAAGAUGCACAAAGGGGCAUGUAUAAAACAAGGACUGCUGCUGACGAACAGGGGGAUAAAUAUCAUAUUAAAUGGACGCCCCAGUUCCAGGCUGAGGCUGAUUUUUUCUGCGAUUAUGUUGGCGUCACACGAAUCGGCGAACCUACGGCUCUGCCAGAUACUAUUUCCUCGCUCUGAACGUGGUUGUACAAUUUAGAG
Molecule: messenger RNA, 2000 nt
Organism: Lingula anatina
Lineage: Eukaryota; Metazoa; Brachiopoda; Lingulata; Lingulida; Lingulidae
Source: RefSeq, a predicted model, not a curated record